This is a messenger RNA of Branchiostoma belcheri (Belcher's lancelet), 3794 nucleotides long. RefSeq lists its product as uncharacterized. Lineage: Eukaryota; Metazoa; Chordata; Leptocardii; Amphioxiformes; Branchiostomatidae. The record is from RefSeq and is a predicted model, not a curated record. Gene Ontology annotation, biological process: protein phosphorylation. Bases 918 to 3650 code for a protein of 910 amino acids. Gene Ontology annotation, molecular function: protein tyrosine kinase activity; ATP binding. The transcript is spliced from 22 exons.
UGUAUUUAAUAUGUUAUACACACGUGUGUGUUGGUAGACAUGAGCUGAAGCUAUCACACAUAGCUGUAGGUACUGUAUAGUACAUUGUAUUUAUUUGUUCUUUUGUUGUGAAAUGCACAAAAUCAUGUACAUGUGUUAUACUUGGAAUUUGAUCAGAUUACUAAUGGUAGGUUACUUCAUAUCACCUAGGUUCUUUCAUUAACACCUGUGAUAAGGUUAAGACGAAAGUUGAAGUAAACAAAAGAUUGAUGCCUAGUUUCAUUCAUCCUGCCAUUGUCUUGUCUUGAGGAAGGAGCACAGGUACUAUAAGUGGCUACGUGGUUAGCCUGUUAUGCAGACUUUCUAGCGGGCAGCGUUUGUUUAUGUAGGAGCGGCUCAGAGAGCGAGAAUGCUUCUGCAGGCCAAUGACCUCUUAAGACGGUUCCAUUUUUUCAAACGCGGGGGGAGGGGGUACAGGAAGGCUACCCGGAUGAAUUUUUAUUUUCGGUUCCUUUGGAGAGGGGUUUAUUUGGAGGGGUAUUUGCAGGAGGCUAGAGUGUGUACCACGCAGGUACAUGUAAGUACCCCUCCCAUUUACCUCAAAACAAGUUCCACCAAUCAGAUUAUGAGAAGCAAUCAUGAGGUGCUAUGACGUAUAUUACAUACGUGGGUGGGGGAUCCCCAUACUUACUAUGGCAGACAUAUAGGGUUCACAACUACUUAAAAGACAUUAGCAAAAGUGGCGAUACCGAGUUGCUCUUUUGGUGACCACCGGUGUAAAAAAAGUCUAUCAGAACGCUGGAAACCUACAUGGCGGAGGUAGAAGUCCUCUAACCGCACGUGAGGGAGUUACAGGUGUCUCCCGCCCACUCCAUGCCUCCACGCCUCCCGGAAGUAACAAGUUGGAAAAAUAAAACAAAGGCGCCGGACCAGCAGCCAUGACGGCACCAGAAAACAAUUGGUUUUGCCGUGCAGCAUGGGGAACAACCCUGACGACAAAACCAACCUUCCCUCCGUACGAUGUCCACCUGCCGUACGAAGGAGAGGAGUGCGGGGAGUUCAUGUCCUCCCGACUUAUGGAGCCUUUGGCCGAGGCAGGAUACCACACCUACACAACCAAGUACUACCUGCCUGGACAGCCUCUUCUUGAUGAGUUCAUCAAAGGUGUAGAACAGAGCAGGGUGACUGUCCUGCCGCUGUGUAAGACCUUCAUGGCGUCUCAGUACUACUGGUACGUGGAGAACAGCAUCCAUGACCGCAGCAUCAUCAGAGAAGGCUCCGCCAUCUUCGUCAAGAUGGAGGCGGACUGCGGACUGUGUCCGAAACUGAAGCCGUUCGGGUUUCUGGACUUCACGACGGACGCCGCGUACAAGGAAGCGUUUCCACGACUUGUACGCACGCUGGGUCCCCCAUCCUCGGCUCCCCGACCCCAGCAGCACCUCUCUUCGCGAGCCGACGACGCCUACGACGGCAAUUACGACGACGUCUUCGUCAACAAGGAGUUCGAAGAGGACGAGCAAACGCCGAGGUCAAACUUCGUGCACGCGACGAACAGGAGCUUUGACGCCAUGGGCCCGCAAAUACACACCGACUUUGUGGAGCCCGAAAAGACAUUGCUGGCAGCUUGCAAAGAGUUUGAGUGGUCCGAGUGGUCUCUGAAGGCGUUCUGCCACGACCCGGAUAGUUACAUCCAGCGGGUACAGAAGAUCACUCCGCCGCUGAGAGAUGACGUGGAAAAGGUCCUGUUGCUGGGAAUCCUCCCUCAGCAGCAGACCCACCGGGGCAGCUGCAUCACCCUGGCCAAACUCAGCUGCUGCGGGCUGCCCAGGGUGGAGGAGCAGGCACUGGAGGCGCUACUGACGAUCGUUCAUCAGAACAUAUUUCACCAAGGCACAGCCUACGCCGAGUCUAGCGGCCUGUGUGACGUCACUAGGGAGGUCCUGUAUGUCCUGUCUAAUAGGGAAGCCCUGAGACAGUGGACCCGGGGCACCGCCCUCCUGCGGAUCCACGUGUGCUGCACCCUGCUCAUCUGCCUACACGUCUCCUACGUUAACGGCGACAUCGGCCUGGAAUUUUCAGCCGAGGAACUGAAGACAACCCAGGCUGUCAUCAGGCGCAAGUUUGACACCUUCGAAGGGACGGAUCUGAGUUUCAGAUGCCUUGCUGACUACUACAUACAUGUGAUCAACGAAGCUUCCAAAAGGAUUGCAAGCAAGACCGUUGGAAAGUUCAAAGAGUUAGUGAUGCAGGCACGAGACGCUAGCAUUAAAAACAUCCCGACAACGACAAAGCAACUUGUCAAAGACAUCUGCAAAGCCGAGGAGUACGACCAACAGAUCGUGCUAUCACAUCUGGCUGACAUGGCACAUGAUUCAGAGACUGCCCUGGGUAUCUUCCAGCGCGUGGUGUACAAACUCACACAGACGUGCAGCGGGUCGAGAGCGGACAGACUCUUCAUCAUGAUAGCCGACAUGUUCGUCAAGAUCCUGCAGACCACAAAGAGAUCAGAUCUCUGCAGCAUGGCGCUUCGUCCGCCCCCUUCGCACGGGAAGAGAAAGAAGCUGCUGGGUUUAGCCGAGGUCUGGUACGAGCGGCAGUUCAACCAGGGCAACGCCCAACAUGCAGUAGAGGUCCUCUGCAGACCGCUACUACAUCAUCCGCAGCCUGAAGUGCGUGGGACCAUGGCUCGCCGUCUAGCAAUGCGCCAGGGAGAGCGUGAGGACGGAAUUGAGUGGGAGGAUCUCGUUCCUAUUGAGGCUAAACACAUCAGUGACCAGUACAAAAUGUUGGGCCUGCGCAUUGUCACCCACCAGCCAACGCCCUGUCAAGACCUGGAGGGUCACGUGGUCUGGAAGGGAACCACGACGCACGGGAACGUAGCUGUCAAGGUGUACAAGUUGAAUUCCAUGAAAGAGUUGAUGGGCGAUGCGGACAUGUCGGCAGGGGCAGGGAUCGUGAGGAACAACGUGCGCAUGUUGGGAGAGCUGAGCGGCAGUCCGAACAUCUUGCAGCUGCUGGCCUACCAGCUCCGGCCUCAGCCUGUCUUCCACAUCACGGAGUUCAUGGAGGAGGGCAAUCUUUUGGACUUCCUGCUUCGGAAACGUCAAGACCACCAGCACACCCGGUCGUCCCUCCUCUACCUGCGGACUCUGCUGACCCUCCUGCUGGACAUGGUGGCCGCUCUCCGUUUCUGUCACCACCACAACAUCGUCCAUCGGGACGUCACAGCCAGGAACUUCCUGGUCUACAGAAAAGGAGGGACGUACCGAUGCAAGCUGGGUAAUUUCAACAUGGCUGCAAAAGUACCAACGAUGGAGGAAGAGACCUACGAGUGCCCCGACUGUCUGCAGAUUGUUUCCAAGGAUCCUCCGAUGAUCCCGUUGCCAAGCUCUGGACUGCCCCUGAGUCGAUGGUCGGGCACCAGUUCUCGGAUAAGAGUGACGUGUGGAUGCUGGGAUGUACCAUGUACGAGGUGCUCACGCACGGGUGUCGCCCUUUCACAGAGAUGUGGGGCAUGGCCGCAGACGACAUCGUGCAACAAGUUGUGUUCGGACUGCGCCCCCGCCAGCCUUCCUGCGUGCCGCGGAAACUGUUCCAGACGACUAUGCUGCCCUGCUUCCUCACCGACCCGGUCGAGCGGAUCGCCCUGCUGCAGCUGGAGAGGAAGCUGAAGAGCUACAUGAAGGAGUGCCCCCUACCGGGUGUGGAACACAUAGAUGACAUCCAUCCCCCGCCCCGGCUGUCUCCCAACCAGUCAACACGACCUGAGAGGGGAAUACCAAAGAACUUGGAAACGCAGAUCAGCAGUGAACCAG